GUGGUCUUUGGAUAAAAUGUCCAAGGCCGUAUUACUUGUUUUCGUGGUGAUGGCUGCAUCAGCCAUUGCCAGCCCCGUGCCUAAGCCCCAAUUUGGACUGGGAGGCGGUGGCGGAUUCGGAGGCGGAUUCGGCGGCGGCUUCGGCGGUGGAGCCGGUGGCGGAUUUGGCGGCGGAUUCGGAGAAGGUUUCGGCGGUGGACUCGGCGGCGGACUCGGAGGUGGCGGCGGAUUUGGUGGUGGCGGCGGAUUCGGCGGUGGUGCCGGUGGCGGAUUCGGCGGUGGAUUCGGAGAAGGAGGCGGAUUCGGUUUUGGACGUUGAGAACGAAUUAGCUAGCGUCAGACACCACCAAUGACCACCGUGAUAAUUAAUAUUUUUUGUCAUAAAUAAAUUGAUUUACUUUUAUAAUAAACAAAUUAUAAAAU
Aethina tumida (small hive beetle) is the source of this 423-nucleotide messenger RNA. RefSeq lists its product as uncharacterized. The record is from RefSeq and is a predicted model, not a curated record. Lineage: Eukaryota; Metazoa; Arthropoda; Insecta; Coleoptera; Nitidulidae. The transcript has 2 exons. The coding region runs from base 17 to 319 and encodes 100 amino acids.